Messenger RNA from Alnus glutinosa, 384 nucleotides. RefSeq names its product putative glycine-rich cell wall structural protein 1. Lineage: Eukaryota; Viridiplantae; Streptophyta; Magnoliopsida; Fagales; Betulaceae. The record is from RefSeq and is a predicted model, not a curated record. The transcript has a single exon. Bases 1 to 384 code for a protein of 127 amino acids.
AUGUCUCACCAGCAGCCACCUCACGAUCAACAACCAGGCGGACAUGGCGGGAAAGGUGAAGGACUUCCAGGCGGCGGCGGACGUGGUCCUGGUGUAGGACUUCCUGGCGGACGUGGUCCUGGUGAAGGACAACCAGGCGGACAUGGUCAAGGCGUUGGACUUCAAGAAGGGCUGGGGCAUUGCGGCCAGGAUCCCAGAGGACAGGAAGGGGGACGUCAACAGGAGCAUGGCCAAGGUGGGCUUGGUCUGGGCGGAGGACAUGGUCCGGGUGGAGGACAUGAUCAACCACAGGGACAGGGUCGUGUUGGUGAUCAACCACAGGGACAGGGUCGAGUUGGUGGUGGUGGUGGUGGUGGUGGUGGUGGUGGACAUCAGCCCCGUUAA